AUGCCAGGAAAGCACAUCGAAAUGAACUCUCACGGAUCCGGGGCGCCUUGCAGGCGGUGCCGAAUUCAAGAGUCUUGCAUUGUCGUCCGGAUAGAACCACUAUGCCGGGACUGUUUCGUGAAGUAUGUACACACAAAGGUCAUCAAGCGCAUGGAGUCAUUCCGUGUCCGCCACUCGGCAGCAGGACAAGAGCGUAAAAUGCUCUUGCCUAUCUCUUUUGGUGUUUCAUCAGUCACUUUGCUACAUAUCCUGGAUGGGCAUCUACGCCGACAGCAGGAGAACACAGGUCGCAAAGGCUUUGCUCUGUGCGUGCUGUAUGUCCACACGUCCACCGUUGAGAAGGACCGCUCAGCUGUCGGCCAGCUAGAACAGCUCGAGGAGCGUUAUCCUGGCCAUGCUUACUCCUCUGCUCCGUUGGCGGACAUUUUCACCGGAAAGGACGUUAAGGAAGCUCUUGAAGGACUUCCAGGUUCUGACACCAAGGAGGAAGCUGGGCCGCCUAGGUCGAAUCAAAGCAGAUUAGGCGAACUGAUCGCAUCCCUACCAUCAGCCUCGUCUCGCGCGGACGUCAUCUCGAUCCUGCGUACCAAGCUGGUCAUAAGGAUGGCGCAGAAGUACGACUGCGAAGGUAUUCUGUGGGGAGACAGCACCACGCGCCUGGCGGAGAAGACGCUGGCCGAAACCGCCAAAGGACGAGGCUUCUCGCUGCCCUGGCAGGUAGCAGACGGCCCGUCUCCUCACGGUAUCACCUUCAACUAUCCGCUCCGUGAGCUGCUGAGGAAGGAACUUCUAGCGCAUGCCGAUAUGGUCUCUCCAUCUCUCACCCCACUAACUUCGAACCAGUCUGCUACUGUGCAGGCACCAACGAGCAGCAAGAAUACCACCAUUGAUGAUCUCAUGAAGCAGUAUUUUGAGUCAGUAGAAGAGAACUACCCGAGUAUAGUAGCGAACGUGGUUCGCACGUCGACUAAACUCGAAACUCCAUCAGCGCAACCUGCUGACCAGCUCUGUCGACUGUGCAACCUGCCAGUGCCCGAUGGAUUGUUUGGCAUUCAUGGAUGGGGCGGCGAUCAGGAAGAGGCCGUGUCCGACUCGACUGACGAAUCAUCAACGGGUCUCUGCUACGGAUGCACAAGGUCAAUACCGCAGUCCGUUUCAUCGCUACCUUGA
Messenger RNA from Coniosporium apollinis CBS 100218, 1170 nucleotides. RefSeq lists its product as uncharacterized. Gene Ontology annotation, cellular component: cytosol. The transcript has 2 exons. Gene Ontology annotation, molecular function: tRNA binding; sulfurtransferase activity. Gene Ontology annotation, biological process: tRNA wobble position uridine thiolation. Lineage: Eukaryota; Fungi; Ascomycota; Dothideomycetes. The coding region runs from base 1 to 1170 and encodes 389 amino acids. The record is from RefSeq and is a predicted model, not a curated record.